Rhineura floridana is the source of this 1347-nucleotide messenger RNA. It is a transcript of the gene DIO3, whose product is annotated as iodothyronine deiodinase 3. The record is from RefSeq and is a predicted model, not a curated record. Gene Ontology annotation, molecular function: thyroxine 5'-deiodinase activity. Lineage: Eukaryota; Metazoa; Chordata; Lepidosauria; Squamata; Rhineuridae. The transcript has a single exon.
CCAAAGGGGGCGGGUUCUGGCCGGAGGUGGAGUCACUUUUUCAUUUAAAUCCCCGACUAUAAAAUGGGCUUAAGGAGAAGCGGGAUCUCAUCGGCUAAGCCACCCAGAGGAGUGGCGGGAGUGAGCGGCGUCGGCGUCGUGGGGGGCUCCGGGCAGCGCGAGCGCCGGUUGUAGUUGUAGCCGCCGCGAUGCUACACUCCUUGGGCGCAAACACCUUACAAGCGCUCAGCCAGGUGGCCGCCUGCGUGCUUUUGCUGCCCCGCUUCCUCUUGACGGCCGUGAUGCUCUGGCUCCUGGAUUUCCUGUGCAUUCGGAAGAAGCUCAUGCUGACGGCGACGCCGGCGGUGGCCGGGGAGGACGAGGCGGCGGAGAGCGGCCCGAGCUCGGCGGGGCCCCCUCCGGACGACCCUCCGCUGUGCGUGUCCGACUCCAACCGCAUGUUCACGCUGGAGUCGCUCAAGGCUGUGUGGCACGGGCAGAAGCUGGACUACUUCAAGGCGGCGCACGUCGGCACGGCGGCGCCCAACCCGGAGGUCAUCCAGCUGGACGGGCAGACGCGGCUGCGCAUCCUCGACUACGCCCGGGGCAAGAGACCGCUGAUCCUCAACUUCGGCAGCUGCACCUGACCGCCCUUCAUGGCGCGCCUGCGCGCCUUCGAGAGCCUGGCCACGCGCUUCGUGGACAUCGCCGACUUCCUGCUCAUCUACAUCGAGGAGGCGCACCCUUCCGACGGCUGGGUCAGCUCGGACGCCGCCUACGACAUCCCCAAGCACCAAUGCAUCCAGGACAGGCUGCGGGCGGCGCAGCUCAUGAAGGAAGGCGCGCCGGGCUGCCCCCUGGCCGUCGACACUAUGGACAAUGCCUCGAGCGCCGCCUACGGGGCGUACUUCGAGCGCCUCUACAUCAUUCAGGAGCAAAAAGUGAUGUACCAAGGGGGCAGAGGGCCCGAAGGCUACAAGAUCUCCGAACUCAGGCGCUGGCUAGACCAGUACAAGCGCCGCCUCCAGGGCGGGCCCAGCACGGUGGUCGUCCAGGUGUAAGAAGGAUCAGCCGCCGACGGUGAGACUGGAGGGCACCGAAGGGAGGGAGAGGGAGAGAUGGCACGACGGGGAGACCUCCCCUGCAAAGUAGAUCAGGAGCUGUUUCUCCCUCUCUUUAAUUCUCUUUCCUCCAAGCGCCCCUCAACUCACAACUCCCAAGAGGCUUAUGUGUGCGUUGUCAUGCAAGACGGGCCGAGACUCUUUCCACUAUUCAAAUCAUGUUGAUUUGCCAAGCAUUUGUUAUUAACAUUCAUUUCUACGUGCAGUUUUCAUUUCUUUCCUUCAAUAAAUAAAUUGUGUGUGUGAA